Molecule: messenger RNA, 1566 nt
Organism: Anopheles cruzii
Lineage: Eukaryota; Metazoa; Arthropoda; Insecta; Diptera; Culicidae
Product: mitochondrial coenzyme A diphosphatase NUDT8
Exons: 2
Coding region: 295-966 (223 amino acids)
Molecular function (GO): coenzyme A diphosphatase activity
Source: RefSeq, a predicted model, not a curated record
AUGUUGCGUGUUACUCGUUACUGUGAUAAAAUAAAUGUGUUAACUUGCACCAUGAAAGAUAUAGUGCCCCGUGAUGUUCGAUGCACAAAGUGGCAACUUGGUUGCCUACUUGGCUUUCAGUUUUACGUAAUGACAAUCAAGGCAACCAAGCAUCCUAUCGUUGCGUUGCGUUCUAAGACAAAUCAAGUCAUCUUGAAGGAACGUUGCUGUUUUUCUUCUUCGAAAUUGUUUUAGUUUAUUUCCCGUGCAGGGUUGCUUAACGUUUGGCUAAUAAACGAAGCCAUUUUUGCUACAAUGUUAAGAAAAGUGUCAGAAGUUUUGCAUCCCAUCCUUCUUAUUGAUAGUGCAAGACAAAGUGAAGUUAUUGCUCGUUUUCAAAGGCUUCGAAGGAUAGAUUUAAGCAAGCAGCGAGUUACCAAAGAAGCUGCAAUAUUGAUUCCUUUAUGUUUGGUGGACGGUAAUGUAAGCUUACUGUACACGCUACGAUCCAACAGCCUGAGGAACCAUCGGGGUCAAGUGUCCUUUCCUGGCGGUAUGAAAGAAAAGACAGACGCGAGUAUUGAAGACUGCGCUUUGCGCGAGUUUGAAGAGGAGACGGGCAUUUCGAAGAGCUUGUUAAAUGUCUGGGGAUGUGGUAAUCCAUUCGUUCCUGCCUCCGAUCUUUCUAUUACACCCGUCGUAGCUAACAUCGUGGAUUACUCGCUCGACCAGCUGAAGCCCAGCGCCGAAGAGGUGGCAAAAGUGUUCACGGUACCAAUAGAAACGUAUUCGCAAACGCAGAAUCGGAAACAUACUCAGUUUCGGUCAGGCUACAGCUCACCAGUCUUUCUGAACGGCCCGGAAACGGUUUGGGGCAUUACGGCGAUUGUCACUCACCUCUUUCUAACAGCGUUACUACCGGACAUCUACGAUAACCGCUUACCGUUUUUGCGACAAUACAGCAACCAACGAAUAGAGAAACGAUAGGAAAGUUCCACUAGUGAGAGUAAUAUACUUUGGAAAGUAGAACCACCCCAAUCAAACAAAGCCAAAAGGUUGCAAUGAAACUUCGUACAGACGAUUGAACAUCAGUAUGCAUUGAUUUAUUUGUACCGAAAAUUACAAACAUGUGAAUACAUUUACUAACAAAGGGUGGAAAAUACACGUGACAAUCAAAGUACAAUCCAAAACUGGCAUACUGGAAUUAUAAAGGUUUUGUAUAACUUCGAAUGAUCCAGAACCGAACGACGCCUUCUGAAACAAGCGCCCAGGACAGAUAUAAAAUUGAUAUGAACACUGGGCUCAACAUAAUCGGCGUCACGCCCCCCGGGUGACGAUCGACAACGUUUUUGCUGAGCCUAGAAGAAAAGGGUUAUGUAUGCUUCCACACAAAGAUAGGCCUCGGUAGGAUAAGAUGAUUUGAAUCAAGAUUUUUAUUAAUUCGCCACGGAUUGGAGGGGUUGUGAUAUGCUAACAGAGCAGUGAAGACAAAUGUUAGACAGUUACACGCACACAGCAUGGCAAUUGAUUUUAAAAUUGAAAAUAAAGACCUAACACUAACACUAAAGAAAGAACUAAAUAAAGAAA